Messenger RNA from Colossoma macropomum (tambaqui), 5858 nucleotides. Its product is annotated as beta-1,3-galactosyltransferase 1. The transcript has 5 exons. The record is from RefSeq and is a predicted model, not a curated record. Bases 267 to 1493 code for a protein of 408 amino acids. Lineage: Eukaryota; Metazoa; Chordata; Actinopteri; Characiformes; Serrasalmidae. Gene Ontology annotation, molecular function: N-acetyl-beta-D-glucosaminide beta-(1,3)-galactosyltransferase activity. Gene Ontology annotation, cellular component: membrane.
GUGCUUUCUCUUCCUUACCACAUCCUUUUUCUUUACUCACGCGUUCGGAUAGCUGUGCCUCUUGAGAGACCAGACAUUUAUGCCUGGUCACUCCUGUACAGAUGACUUUACUUGGACCGCCAUCCACAUAAGGACAUGUUAGGAAAACGAUGAAGAGGUGUUUGACUCCGGAACAGCAGUCAGCCAAUCAAAUCUGUCACUUUUGUUUGCCCCCCCCCUUCUCUCAACACACAAAAGGAAUAUAGGGAGGAGCUGGAAGCACACGUAUGAGGUGUCGGCAUGAGUUUGAGGAACAGAGGGGUGAAGGAAGAUACAGGACGUUCCUGCCCUGCAGACACGACAGAAACAUGGUGGAGGACACCAGCAAAAGUGGAGAAAUAAGUCUGGACCUUCAGCCAGUUGUAUCUGAGUGCCGACGUUUCCGCCUUCGUGCUAUCUUCUUCGUUUUACUCAUCUUGUCCUUCCUGAUCUACUAUAACGUGAACUUCUCAGAAGUCUCGGAUAUCUGGACAACAAUACACGCAACAUACAACAAAACCUAUUCGAGAGCGGCCUUGGCUGCGAACUUAUUAAUCGCGAAGGCAAAUUCUGCCUCUGUCCAAGUGAAAGACACACCUGUCUCACAAACUGGAUCCCCUGUAGAACAAUGCAAGGCUGAGACACCAUAUCAUGUGGCUUAUCCUUGUAACUACAACUACAUUUUAAACGAACCAGAAAGGUGUCAGAAAGAAAAGCCUUUCCUGAUUCUGAUGGUACCAGUGGCUCCGAGCAACAGGGAAGCCCGUGAAGCGGUCCGCAGCACCUGGGGGUCCGAAAAGAUGGUCAUGGAUAAGGUGAUCAGUCUUAUUUUCAUGCUCGGUCUCCCCAGCCCUGAAGGUAGGGAGGAGCAACAGCAGAAGGUGUUGCAAGAGAGUGAGGAAUACCAUGACAUUGUGCAGAGUGAUUUCUUGGACAGCUACAAAAACCUUACCAUCAAAACCAUGAUCAUGAUGGAAUGGCUAGCAUCUCACUGCAAAAAUGCCUUGUACGCCAUGAAGAUCGACUCUGAUAUGUUCCUUAAUACGAACAGUUUAGUCAACAUGCUUCUCAACGCCCCCAGGCAGAACUACAUGACGGGGCUUGUUGCCAUAGACGCCACAGUGCUCCGAGAUCCUAAUUCCAAAUGGUAUUUUCCAAAAGAAGUUUACCAGGACGACUACUAUCCACCCUAUGCUCUUGGCUUAGGCUACGUCCUUUCCUUAGAUAUAGCGGAAAAGCUUGUAGAAGGAUCCAAGCACGUCAAAGCUGUCUAUAUUGAAGACGUGAAUUUAGGACGGAUCAUGAAGUACCUGGGAAUAGAGUACACCAGUCAGUCAGACUCCAGCCUGUUCAAUGUCUUUCCUGUUCCUUACGAUCGCUGUCAAUAUUCAAAACUCAUUGCUACAACGACCAAUAACCUACAAGAACAAGUGAACUCUUGGAAAGACCUUAGGAAACCAGGACCACCUUGUUAGCAGCGGAUAAAAAGACUGAUAACAUGUCUUAACUGGAUGCAUCAUAGGAAAGUCAAACGUGUUACAAAUGAAGACAACGUUCAGUCUAAAGGACAUUGAGUGAACUAGACUUCAGGGUUCCCACUUAUAGAAAAAACAAAUGGCAAGAAAGUAUUUCUUGAGGUUUUAAAUUAAGAUCUUAAGAUCUGAAUGUGAAAUAUUGUUUACAAAUACUAAUUAUAAGGAACUUUAUAUACAUUUUAAAAGCAGAACUAGUAUUUUUAUAAAAGUGAAAUACAGAUUUGGGUUUUGUAAAUGCUUUGUUUAAAGUUUCUUUAUAUAAUCCAAGUUGUCAACAAGAGGGGAUCUUUAUAUAAUCCAAGUAAUGGAUUACUGCAGACGUUCAGAUGGGAACAAAGAGUUUCUCCUGUAUGUUAGUUUGUCUGUGUUUAUUAUGUGUGUUAGUCAUUCAAAUAAGACAAAACAAAUUAGGGGCUGUGACAGAAGGUGAAUUGUUUUUGCUUUGGCUCUCCGUCAGCACACUGAAAUGAAACAGUGGCUAUGAGGUUAAGGAGAAGACUGUUAGCUGUAAUGGGAGGUUACUAUAAAUCUAUACUAGGUGAAUUUUAUGUGAACCAUAGCACUUUUAUACCUACAUACAGUACUGUAAGUCAUUUCAAUCAAUCAACCUUUAUUUAAACUGUGGGUACACUGAGGGAGACCCUUAUUUACAAAGUAGCCAAGCCUACAGAAAUCAGGGAUUGGAAAAAAAUGGAUUGUAAAAACAGAUCAAAUAGAGAUAAAAUAAAAAAAAAACAUAGCUAAUGAAAUAAACAGGAGUAGAAGGUGUAAAACAAAAGCUUGGCACUAGCUAAGAAGUAAAAGUUGAUUAUAAAAUAAAGAAAAGAAUAAUAAAAGUGACACAAUAACUACAACACACCAACAUCAUAUUUAAAGGUGAACUUUAGAGUUUCCUGUAAUGAAUUCCAGCUGGCUGGUGCACCUGUAGCUAAAAGCAGGUUUUACUAGUUCAACAAACACUCUCAGCACCUGAGGGGUUAUCCAUUCACUGGAACGAGUCUGAUAAACUGUAUUAUUUACACUGAGCAUUUCUGUGAUGUGCGAUCACAUAGGGCCAGUGAGCACUUCAUGGAUAAACAGAAGCUAAUGUGUCUCCCGAUGCACAGCCAGAGAUGACCAGCCAUCCUUUUCAUACAGUAUGCGGUGAUGGGUAUUGUAGGGGUCACCAGUAAUGAAUCUCAAAGCAGAGUAGUUGUGGAUUCAUAUCUGUAUAUCUGUAUAUACAUCAGGACUCACAAUGGUGUUGCUUCAACAGUCUUUUUUGUGCACUGGGAAAAGUACUUUGCUUCAAUGCAGGAAGCCGAGUUUUUGCCUCAGUUUACAUGUAAACUUGUUAACAUAGUAUUUGCAUCUGAAGUGUAACCAUGUGCCAAGGUGUUUGUACUCACUAACUCUUUCAAUGUCAGAUCCCUUCAAGGUCAUCGUUUUAUUAGUGUUAAAAUCAAUGUUAGAGGCUCUGGAAAACAGCAUAAAUUUAGUUUAUCUCUACUUUUAAGUCUAGUUUAUGAUUCUAAAAAGCCGAGUGUAGGGUACAGGAUGGUGUCACUGGCAUAUAAAUGUACUUUACAAUCGACAAUUAAGGCUGGCAAUGUCAUUAAUAUAAAUAUCAAACAAAACUGGUCUGAAGAUCGAACCUUGAGGGACCCCCUUGGUUACCAGUAGUAGCUCUGAUUUACUUCGUCUCAGGGCCACACAUUGCUGUCUACCAGAGAGAUCAUUUCUAAUCCAGUUGUUAGCCCUGUGGUCAAAAUCAAUACUUUGUAGACUUUUUAAAAUAGGGAAUGAUGAAUUGUAUAAAAAGCGAUCUUUAGAGAGAUCAAUGAAUGGCAGCACAAUGUUUCUGCGUCUAAGAUGAGAGUAGCAGCAGAGAUUGUGCUAUGCUUUUCUCUAAAACCAGAUUGGUUGUCUGACAAGACUGAAUUUCCAUGCAGAAAUGCUUAAGUUGAUCAUUCACUAAAGUUUCUAAGAUUUUGGCUAACCAUGACAAUUUUGAGAUGGGUCUAUAGGUCUUAAGACCUGAGGCAUCAACUCCUUUAGGAAGUGGAAUUACAUGUGCUGUUUUCCACAUACUGGGAAUUCUGCUUGAUGAAACAGAUGAAUUAAAAUAUAUAUGUAAUGUGUUCUAAAGCCUCAGAAAAAGGGUUUCCAAACUAAUCCAAACUGCACCGUUUUAAUUGACACAUGCUUGUUUACCACCGCCAGGAAAGUUUUGCUAAAAUGGCCUAGUGAUAAAUGGAUAUCUUGGAUUUCAGAAGUGUGGUGGAUGCCACUGAGCACCAGGUCAUUUAAGAGGUCUUGGUCACUAAAACAUUUAAAAUUUCUUCUAACCACCAUCCGAGCAUGACUUUAUUAUGCUUGUAUUUCUAAUACAUCCAAGCUGUGGUCACUAAAACCAGGGUCAAAAACACCUACAGAAGUAAUUUUGUCAGGUCUGUUAGAUAAAAUUAGGUCUAUUAGUGAUGACUUGGCAGGGUCAUGUAAGUUUGGUCGUGUUGGUUCUGCGUUAGCAACAGAUUUCCACACAUUUCCUUCAAGUGAUUGGAUGCAUUAGUUAACCAAUUCAGAUUAAAAUCACCUAAGAUCAGCAUUUCUGAGUUGAUGUAUGGAUAUAAAGUUCAGCUAAAUCAUCUACAGUAUGAGAGGGCACAGAAGGAGGUUUAUAGAUCCCAGUAUCCACAAAGCUGUCACUGCGUCCUGCGCAUACGUUUAGGGCUAAAAACUCAAAACAUUUUCUUUGGAUAAUGAGUUUUUAUUUGAAUGAUAGAUUUGAUGUAAAUAGCCACUCCACCUCCUCUUGCAUUCUAUCAACUCUAUAUAGAUUAUAACCAGGUAGGGCUGCUUCUGAGUUAGACCCAGAUUGCUUUAGCCAGGAUUCAGUCAGAACUACAAUAUCUAGGUCGGCUUGUAAAAUCAACAUUUUCAGAAUGGCUUAAUGCUGAUAAGGUUAGCUGGGUUCAUGAAAAGUUACCUUUCUGCUUUAUUCCCAUGUCGAGUGGCUGAUCUUAGGUUAAGUGCUAAUGAUUACAGAAAUAGAUAAAAUAAAUAAAAUUGUGAAUCAGUGAGCCAAUCCUGCUGGGGUGAAAUCCGUCGUUCCUAUAAAAGGAUGGUUUAACAAGCAGCUAAAAUGUGAAUGCCGUGAAUGGCGUGAAUGCCGCCCAUUGGCCUUGGCGGCCAGUGGCAUGGACUAGCGUGAAUGCUGCGUCAAGGAAGGCUGCAGUGGUGGUGAGCGCAGGCACCUCUCAGGAACUGCUGGAGAAGAGCACCCAAGCGCUCUGCGACUCUCUGGAUGAAACUGGUGAAAUUACUGAAGGUGAGAGGGGAGCAGGGGAUCCAUGCAUAUGGGCGUCCUCAAGCUCCUCAAAGGUGGAGAACCUGUUGCUCAGGGGACACAACCCUGCAACACUCUGCUCCACUCUUGCUUCAGAUUUGAGAAAAAUCAUAGCAGCUUUCUGUCUGUGAGAAAACAACUCAACACUAUGGGUCUGAAAGGAUGUGUAGCUGUCAUGAAGCCCUUGCUGAAAAAAGUAAAAAGGAAAACAAAAAGGAGAAAAUGUGCAAAUCAAAAAGAAGCUGCUGGUGUUCUUAGAACAGCAGACUGACAACCCCAGAGCCCAGACCUCAACACCACUGAAUGUGUUUGGAAUUACAUUGUAACGUAAGGAGCAAACAUUGUGGAUUGUGAGAAGCAAAAAAUGCAACUUCUAAGACUGAACUUUGCAGUUUAUUGAAAAAAUCCCCACAGAUUUCUUUAAAAAACUGAAAACUGUAUUAAAGGCAAACGGUGGACACACUAAAUAUUCAAUUUUGUCAAUUUUUCUGUUUGUUUUUCUCUGUUUUGUUUAAGGGGGCUGAACUCUUGUCACUUUAUGUUAACCACAAGCGGAGCUAAGCUCCGGUACUAUAAUUUGAUGGAAAUGUAAAUACUUUCCAUAAUUAAUAUUCAUGAGAUCCAUUUAAAGCGACGGUUCAAAUGGUUCAAAUAUUUGAACAUUGUAAUUUGGUAAUUGGUAAAUGGCUUAACAGAACAAAAAAGACAGCAGAAAUGAAAGGUGUUGGUUAAAACAUUUUCUUGAAGGGGGGGGUGUGAUGGGGGCCUUGCUUACCUGCCAUUUGCAUGUAUUUACAUGAACCUACAUUUGUUCAAAAUGGUAAUUACACUAAAAAAAGUGUAUUCACUUAAAAAGGUUACUGGACUGCUUUAACGUCUUGAGUUAACUGAAUCUUCAGUAAGCUGACAGAGUUUGUUCUUGUUCUGUUAACUUACUAUUGUAACUGCAUGUUCAAUAAACUCACAAUUUUAAGGCA